AUGUCUCUCGAAACGUCAAGUGUUAUAAACCGACAACGUGGCAACCAGCCCGGAAAUCAUUCAACCAUUAACGACAGCCACGGAAGCCUACAAACAAAACUAAGGAGCGUCUUCGGGGAGGAAACCGACUUCGCUACGAAGAAACUGGAGAAGUACCGGAUAAGAAAACAGAAGCUACUAAGCCAACUGGCCUUCUUGUGUCGGUGCCGAGAGGAAUCAGUCAUGCCAGGGUUCCUGAAAAUAAAACACCACAUCCAGAGCCACUCUGCUCAAAGAAUCUUACACCGAGCCAGUACCUGCCUUUUACUUGAGAGAAUCAGAUACACCAGGAGGAAACUAGACCAAACUGAAAGGGACCUACUGGAAGUACACCUCAGAUUCACCAAUAAACUGGACAGAGAAGCCUGGGAUUUGGUGGACAAAUUAACUACGGAGAAAGCUUCUAUCAGAGGAGAAGAAGCCACCACCAAGCAGAAAUCCAAGUUCGAGAAGCUGCUCAACGACCAAUUUCCGAAACAAGCCAACUUAAACAAGUCUCGGAUCGUCAUCAACCUUGCAUCCAUCCAACUAGAUGAAGACACUACAGAGGUACUUGCCAAAGACGUGGCCGAAGAAGUGAGAGCCGACGCAGCACACGUUCUUCGGACUGCUAAACCUUCCAAACCCAACCUGAACCGCAGGGAGAUUCAAGCCCUUAAAAAUCUUCAGAAGAAUGAAUCAAUAACAAUACUGCCUGCCGACAAAGGGGACGCAACAGUCGUACUGAACGCCGUGGACUAUAUCGCCAAGGUGGAAAACCUAUUGUUGGAUCCCAUUUACAAGAACAUCCGAAACAACCCAGUCAAGAAAAUUGAGAAGAAGAUAGCCGCUGCAGUCCGAUGCUCAAACAUACCCAAGGAAGUUCACAGGAGGACCAAGGACUUAGUAGGGAGGACAGAGCAUCACGUCAAAAACGCCGGAGUCUUUAUCGACAGGAUUCGAGGAAUUGCACUCCAACCAGGAGAUAUCCUGGUGAGCUUCGAUGUCACAUCCCUAUUUACGAAAAUACCUGUCGACGAAGCUUUGGAGGAACUGCAUCGAAGACUAGUCGCAGAGGAAAAAGAUGAGAGUCUAAUGGAAUUAAUGAAAAACGCCGCUCUUCCCUUCUUGUAUGUUUUGGUGGAGAGGAAACCAGAUGGCACUUUAGGACAUCGAGUAUAUAGGAAGCCAACUCACACAGACAGGUAUCUGAAUGCACAGUCCCACCACCACCCAGCCCAAAAACAGGGGAUCAUAAAUACCUUAAUUCAUCGAGCGCGGAUCAUUAGCGAGCCAAGACACUUGGCCGAAGAACUAGAACACCUACGCACGGCCUUGAGAGGGAAUGGCUACAAGGCGGGAAAUAUAGAACGAGCUAUCAGGAGAAGACAUACACCCAUUGAGAAACAGGA
Molecule: messenger RNA, 1430 nt
Organism: Anoplophora glabripennis (Asian longhorned beetle)
Lineage: Eukaryota; Metazoa; Arthropoda; Insecta; Coleoptera; Cerambycidae
Exons: 3
Source: RefSeq, a predicted model, not a curated record